Fonsecaea multimorphosa CBS 102226 is the source of this 1710-nucleotide messenger RNA. RefSeq lists its product as uncharacterized. The record is from RefSeq and is a predicted model, not a curated record. Gene Ontology annotation, biological process: carboxylic acid metabolic process. Gene Ontology annotation, molecular function: carbon-carbon lyase activity; pyridoxal phosphate binding. Bases 1 to 1710 code for a protein of 569 amino acids. Lineage: Eukaryota; Fungi; Ascomycota; Eurotiomycetes; Chaetothyriales; Herpotrichiellaceae. The transcript has a single exon.
AUGGAUCCGCGAACAGGCCUCGCUGAGGUCUUGAGGACGUUGCAAAAUAUCCUGUCUUCACCUGACCUUGCUGUCUCACAAUACUUGGUCCGCUCGGACGGGGACGGGACGACGGCCAGGUUUCCAGUCUUGCCUCGAGACAUACCGCCUUUACUACCUGGUAAACUCGACGAGACUGUUCCUUCUUCACCGUCUACCAAUCAGCAGGGACAGGCAGCAGCAGCAGCAGCAGCAGACGGGGACGAGGACGAGGAUACCCUCGCAAGACUGGCAAAGCACUUGACUACAGACAUUCUCCCGUAUCUCAACCUCUCGUCGCUCUCGCCACACUACUACGGCUUCGUGACCGGGGGCGCCACCCCAGCGGCCCUACUAGGCGACCUCCUCGCUUCCAUCUACGACCAGAAUGUCCAGGUCCACCUCCCGCGAGAGACCAUCGCGACGACCCUCGAAGUUGCAACUCUCAAUUUGCUCGUGCAGUUGUUUCGGCUGCCGGAGGCGGCGUGGGGGGUUGGAAAACGCAGCUCUGGAGGCGGGGGCACGUUUACUACUGGUGCAACGGCGAGCAAUGUCCUUGGUCUGGCGUUGGGGAGGGAAUUCGUGCUCCGAAAGGCCCUGCAGAGGCGAGGUGUCUCAAACUCGGGGGAAUUGAGCUGCGGCGAGCAUGGGGUCCCGGAGCUCAUGGACCAGGCCCAGAUCCGGAAGAUCCAGGUGCUCAGCACGUUGCCUCACUCGAGCAUUGCCAAAGCCGCCAGUAUCGUCGGGAUCGGAAGGAAGAAUGUCGUUUCCUUUUCCUCGUCACAGGGAGACGGUCUGAAGAUCGACCUCGCCCGUCUGAGAGAGGAGGCGGCAAGACCGGACGUCGUCAACAUCCUGGCCAUCUCGGCCGGCGAGGUCAACACGGGCCGCUUUGCCACGGACUCGCUCGACCAAAUGAACCGUCUCCGCCAAAUCUGUGACGAGGCCGGGAUCUGGAUUCACGUCGACGGCGCUUUCGGGCUCUUUGGCCGCGUCUUCCCUCCGGACGGUGACGACCACGACACCGAAUUCGACGCGAUAGUACGGGGAGUUGACGGCCUUGAGCUCGCCGACUCCAUUACGGGCGACUGUCAUAAACUGCUCAAUGUCCCCUACGACUGCGGCGUCUUCUUUACCCGCCACAAGAGUCUGUGUGAAGAUGUCUUCCAGAACGGCAACGCGGCGUAUCUCACGAGCGCCACCACCAGCGCCUCGACGAACACCGCAGGUGUGGAUGCCUACGACGCGAUCCAAAGCCCGUUAAACAUCGGCAUAGAGAACUCACGCAGAUUCCGCGCGUUGCCUGUAUAUGCGACGCUCAGGGCAUACGGGCGCGAGGGUUAUCUGGACAUGUUGAAGCGGCAGAUUAGGCUGGCCAGGAGCGUGAGCAGUUGGCUACUCAGAGACGAAAGGUUCGAGCUGCUGCCCGCGCGGAGCGGCCUGGGGCAGGAGAGCGAACAGGAAGCUCUGGCCAAGACAUUUAUUGUGGUCCUGUUCAGAGUAAAGGACGAAGAAUUGAUGAGAGACUUUGUGAGGAGGGCGAAUGACACCGGCAAGAUCUAUAUGACGGGGACGGUGUGGGAUGGGAAGCCCGCAGCGAGGAUUGCGAUAAGUAACUGGAGGAUCGAUAUGGAGAGAGAUGCCAAGUUGAUCGAAGAGGUCUUGGACGAGGUGGCUGGAGGACGACGGUGA